This is a messenger RNA of Vitrella brassicaformis, 2092 nucleotides long. The record is from the annotation of a GenBank genome assembly. NCBI's taxonomy places the organism in Eukaryota, Vitrellaceae.
CUCAAGGAUAAGUGGAUGUGUCUCCCGCAAGUUGAUCGAUCCACCAUGGGUCAUCAGCUUGUCCCAAGACAUACAUGCACACCCGGAUGUCCGCCUUCCCCAUGCACAGCACAUCUCCAUAUGCACGGCGACGCGCGGUUCGUGAUAGGCAAUAAGAGCACGGCGCAGUAUGAAAUGGACCAAUGACACGACAUAGCGCAGAAAGGGCCCUCGACAGGAACACCAAAAAUGUGACUCUGCAAAGCCUUUCCCGAGCAGGGCGUCAUCUUUGGUGUCCUGCCAGCACUCAUUCGGAUGGAACACACACACACGGACAAUGCAUGCACACGCGUCACUUGAAUGUUACACAUGCAUCAUUCAUUCAGCCCACACGCAUCAUUCAUUCAGCAAACACGCAUCCACUCGCUCGUCAGCCGCCGAUAGCAAGCGAAUCAGCGAGCGGCUUCCUGCCGAUGUCUUCGCUGUCAAUGAACUUGCCCGUGGCCAGCCAAUGUGCACAGCCUGGGGGCAGCGUCGCUGCCUUGGCCUCAUACCGGAUGACCUGCUCGGGCGUCAAAACGUCCUUCCACCGACCGUUUGUUCCCUGCGGACACCCAUGCGAUCGGUGCGUGUUCUGUGUUGUGUGCUGAUCGUGUGCUUGGGUAUCCAUCUACCUUGUUGAUGAAAGUCUUUGCUCCGCCUUCCCAUACCCUGCCGCCAGCGGGGGCGAACAGGUGGGCGUGCUCCUUCAUGUGCUCGAAUGUGCACCGCUCCACCUACACCCAUCGACACACCGACACAGCACAAGUCAAUUGCGGCACAGAGAAUACGUGUGUGUGCGUGUGGCGUUCGGACUUGUUCGUCGAAGAUGGUCUCAUCGAUGGGGAUGUUCAGAAAGGCCGCCACGCGUCGCAUCUCGCCGGGCAGGUCCUUCUUGAGCUUGUUGAAGUGCACGAACAGCACGUUGGGGAGGCCUCGCAGGUGCCACCACGACUCGACAUUGGUGAACAGCGACCACCACGGCCAGCCGUCGGUCUCCCUGCACCGACCACACCCACACGGACGCACAGAUGGACUCAGAGGGAUUGGUGUCUCCGCUGUGUGUGUGGUAGGUACCAGGGGUGAGAUGGCCAGCCCUGUGACAGCCACAUGUCGAAACUGAGGACAACAAGCAAGAGUGCAAACCAGCGCCUUAUGAAUGUGUUCGUUCCUCUCCUACGCCUUUGACUCGUCAAUGUCCUCGAUGUCCGUCCAUCGGGGCAUCGGGGGCCCAACUCUGCCAGGCUUCUCAUACCUCACGUCAAGAGUUUCAUCGUUAGUAUUUUUCCAGUGACUGCAGCCACAUGCAGAGCCACAGAAAUACGGGUUCUCCUUUGCCUAUGCUGCGUCUUUGCUUUUGUCCAGCUCACUUGAGCAUUGACAUGAAGGCGUCGCGGCCAUCCCUCGCGACAUAGAUGUACUUGCACUGCAUCCAUCCACAUGAGUACAAGAGCACGUGUCAUCCCACAAUUCAUCCCACCGCCCCGCCCCCGUGUCAACAACCGACCUGUGGAUGGAUGGGGAGUGCGUCCGAGGGCAGGUGUGUCUUGAGGCACCUGGGAUGGGUCUGCGCCUCGAGGGCUGCCAUCUUGUCCUCUCGCGGUUCCCCUAUUCGGCAGUCCAGCCACGGGCUGAUCUCGUGCAUGGCCUUGCCGCCGGGGUAGGCCUCUCCCUUGAAGAGCAGCUGGCACACUAUCUGCUGCAUCCAUGUGGUGCCACUCUGAUGGUAUGAUUGAUUGACACACGAACAGAGUGAGAGAAGCAUGUGAUGUCAGGCAAAUCUGCUCGUGUGUGUGCACCUUGUAAGCGGUGCAGACAAUCACGUCGGUGUCGCGAGGCGUCCAGUCAUCCCAGUAGGUGCUGUCGAACAGGACGCUGAGGUAGGUGCGGUGCCGCUUCUUCAGAUAGUCCUCGUCCACACGAGUCCAGUCGACGUCAACAGGCGACGGAAUGCCCUCUGUGUCUGAAGGUUCAGGCAUUGAUGGCAGCAACAAAGGGAUGCGCAGAUCUGUUGCAAUACAAUACGAUGCAGCAAAGACGCUGCAAGAAACUCGUCCAGGCGCCUCGUCCUUCG